GAAAUCUCCUUGCGUUCGGUGCUGCCGUCUCGCCGCGCAGACGAAAGGAGAUUUCGUGUGAGCCACCGGCAACCGUAUAGUGGGGGGAGAGAAAAAGAGAGGAGAGUGACUGCUGGUAUAGCGGCAGCAGCGGCAGCAGCAGCAGCAUAAGCUCUCUCGCACACUAUAGCACUCUCGCGGCAGCGAAGCAACAUGGCGAUGGCUAUCAGCGGCGCGCUCUGAGAGGGAAAACACGCGGCGGCAGCGACCAAGUUGCGACGGAUCGAUUCGCUCGUGCAGCAGCCUGGUCUGGAGAGAAUAAUCGAACGCGCGCGCGACAGCGUCGUCGAUCUCCAUGUAGACUCAGUCCUCGCUGGCGAGCCGCUGUAGAGUCCCUCGGCCAAAGAGAGAGAUAUUGCGCCGCCCUUGCGAGUCGCGGGCGAGCAGAGAGUACUCGAGAGAGAAAGAGAGAGAGAGAGAUAGAGAGAGAGAGCUUUCACCUAGGAGUCGAGGCGACAAGCAUCGACCACCUACUACUCGUCGUACUUGUAUCGCUAAGUAUAUACGUUGCGCCAGUGCGGAGUGCUAACGAAGGAAAGCCACUUCGCCGCACAACACGCGGACUCUAUUGAGACACAGAGUAAGUAGAUGAAGAGACUAGCUACUGUGUGUGCAUGAUUUUGUAUGUUCGUGCGGUAUUUCGGAGAGUGCGUGCUUCGAAAGUUUUUUUCUCUCUCUCUCUCUCCGUCUUCGCGAAACAGUCCUCGCGAGUGUCAUUUUUCUCAAUUAGCCCCGCUCAGCGUGUACGAGGUAGCUCGUGUCGUGUAGCCGCUGAUGCAACGGAUUGGAUCUCGAGCGGAGGAGGCAGUACAUGUAUAGGAGCAACGCGCAUUUUGAGCAGAAUCACGGGCUCAGGACGACAAUAAUGCGAGGGCUCGCCAGCAGCUGGCUCGACGCGGCCCUGUGACAGACGACGAGAGCGACGAAGCCGAGCCAGUGCUGGAGCGACCAGGACGCAGCAUGCCGUAAGCGAGCGCGUCCUCGCGAGCUCGGGCAAGAGAGAAGCCGCCGCCGACUGCUACUUGUGGGUAGGAGCGCCCAGCUCUGCCCUGAGCUUUCCUUGGGCCACGCUCAGCUCGAGAACAACGCUGUGUGAUGAGUAGCGGCGGAUACCGUGGUCGGGGCUUUGGACAACGCACGAGGCCGACCGCCAAUGGGUUCGGCGGACCCCGUUUCUCUCACCCCAACGUGAAGCAGCAGAACCGCAGGGGCAACAACGGCAGACCCGCUGACGGCUGGGACCGGGGUCCCAACGACCGGCCCUACCAACCAUGGCGGCAGAACAACCGGCCCAAUAAUCAGCAGCAGCAGUUCCAGAAGUACCCCAGACCCGGACCGUUCCACUCCGAGUGGGACAGGACCAGCUCUAAUGACAGGCUCUCCGACAGAUCCCAGGACCGCUCUGACAGGGACAGAGACAGGGACCGAGACAGGGACAGGGACCGUGACAGGGACAGGGACCAUCGCUCCGAUAGGGACAGCAGGUCUGAUAAGUUCGACAGAGAUGGCAGACCUUACCAGAAUUACCGGGGUAGGGGCUACAACACCAGGGGAGCCAACCUGCGCUAUCCAGGCCCUGGCAGGCCGUACUCCUACUCCUCCAGCCGGCGAUCCCCCUAUCGGAGUGAGAGCCCAUCGCCGCCUCCUCCUGAGAAGCCUCAGGAGCCACUAUUGGGAUCCGAGGAGGAACGUCAACAGAAGAUAACAGAGACUGCAGCUAAGCUCAAGAAGUCUCUGUCGUGUAUCACAGAGGAGGAGAGAGUGAACUUUUGGGAAAAAGAUUUGGGAGUGGCAACCGUUACCUCAGGUACGGAAGGUGUAUCUGGCAAUUCUGCCACUACCAAAGAAGAUUUUGCCAUUGGUGUGAGUGCAGGUAUACCUGAACUGAGGCAUGAUCCUCCGGAGUUAAAGUUAACCGUCGAUGACAUUAAGGACAUUGGCCGUAGAGAUGACUCUGCCAACAAGGUUGAUUUUAAUGAAUUUACCUUAUCUUCUAAGGAACCCUUUGAUGAAGAGCAUCUCAUAGUGGACAGUGUAGGCAAUCCCGACAUGGACGAUUACGGGAUGACCUUCGAUGUGUUGGACACUGAUUUCGGUGCGGAACACACUGUGGCAAACGUCGAGGAGGUCACGUCGUCGGCUCCGCUCGAGGACCCUAUCGAUUUCGAUAACGUCAUGCACAUGUUGCAGGCGGGCAACAGCGUCAGUGCCAGUGAAAAGUCCCAGGACAGCAUGGAUAAAGAGAGCAUCUGUGAUUCCGCCGAGGGGUCGUCGAAGCCGCGAACCAAACCUACGGCGACGACGAAAGCGACCUCGGACAAAGACGACUCCCCAUCCAAGCUGUCGUCAAAGUCGUCCAAGUCAGAUCAGAGCUCUGAGCACACCUCCUACUACGAUCCCAGUCACAGCACAACGAGUACUACGACCACGACGACGGUCACCACGACGACCGGCGCGACGACCAUUGCGAUGUGUCCACCACCGGUCGGAUUCACGACGACGAAUGCACCGACCCUGGGGUACACGCCUAGGCUUUCGACGCCUUGGUCUGAACUGCCGACAGACUUCAGCAAGCCACCGCCUGUUAUACCCGGAAAAAAGAAAGGAUCUAGCACGAUUGAUCACAGUUUAACCAACAGUAGUGAAGUGCUCCAACCUCCACCGGCUUUCGACCCUCGCAGACCCAUAAUAAGCAGUGUUCCAGAGAAAGAGGAAGUGCGACAGCCACCACUUAUCUUUGACCCGCGACUCUCGAUGACCGAGCGUUCGUCUCUAAUGCUCGCGAGCCGCGAACCACCAAUGUCGAUGAUGCCCACCUUCCCGGCUUACGUGCCACCGGUGCAGAUGGGCUUUCCACCGGUUCACCCGUUGCCUGUUCCAGUCAGUCACACGGCACCGCUGCCCGUACCGCCCAUUCCAAAUCCGGAGCCUAUACCUCCGCCACCGUUCACCGGCAGCAGUACGCUAACGGCGCCUCCCAUGCCUACGCUUAGCUUGGGCGACGAUGAUGGACUGGAAGAGAUGCAGGAGGCAAUGGAAUUUGCACAACAACUUAUGAGCAUGAACGAUGACGCGCCAGAAAAAUCUGUUCCCGCUCCUGUUGCAGAUGUCCCCACGACCAUUGCACCUGUGGCAGCUCCGAUUAUUGCUCCAGUUGCCGCUCCAGUUGCCGCUCCUGUUGCCGCUCCUGUUGCUGCUCCUGUUGCCGCUCCAGUUGCCGCCCCAGUUGGAGCUUCAAUUGUCGCACCAGUGGCGGCACCAGUUGUCGCGCCUGUGGUAGCUCCUGUGAUCGCACCCAUAGCCAGUACGAUCGCUUCUCUAGUCGUGGACCCUGCGACUUUGGCGGCAGCCGCUGCCGCAGUCGCUACAGCGCCCAUCUCGUCAUCGACUUACCAAACGACGGACUCUCUGCAUCAGUCACCGCUGGUCACGCCGAUCAUUAGCAUGACGGCAACGGCUCCAGUGUCGACAACAACAUCCACGGUUACUGCUACCCCUACGACGCUGGGCAUUGAACCAGCUACUCUUGAGAAGGCAGCACAAAUGAUCCCUGGUAUGGACAUAUUGAAGAUCUCGCAACAAAUACUUAUGGAUAAGCAUACGACGGAGGACCUGCUACGACACACCCAGCUGCUCAAUAGCGCCGAAGUAAUUGCUAAGACAACAACGUUGCCUUUGGCUAGUGUACCAUUGACGCUGACGAGUAGUACGCUUCCUCUUGUAGCAGGAACCUCUACUGUGCCGCUGACGGUUCCUGUGCUAGGAGCCGUCCCCGGGACCAGUAUCCAAUCACCCAGUGAAAUUGCAAUAGUUGCUGCCCCAGUGAAGCACGCCAAACCAGUGGAAAAGAAACCGAAGAAGGAGGGCAACGAGGCAUCCUGGAAGCAUCGCGUCAUCAACAGGUUCCUUAAGAUGAGCAAAAACGAGAUUCGCAACAUGCUGAAUCACUCGAGUCUCAGGAAGUUCGAUAUUGCUAUGAAUCGCCUGGUGAAAGAACAAAAGAGCUCGAUUAACCAGGAAAUACGUAUCAACGAAGAUGAACGUAUCAGGGAAUACGACCGAGAAGAAUUUAUGAAUCAGUUAAACGCCAUGCUGGAUCCUAAUGCCACGGUGGAUAUUCAAAAUUUGCCUACGGACUUUAUCCACCACCUCAAUGAAGUACUACAGCUGGAUCCGUUACAAUUUGAGGGAAACCAGACGACAACUACGACUUCGACGGUAAUUACUCAGCCCAUACUCGUUGGAGAGCAGGUUAGCCUAGCUGACCUCGGAAUCACAACUACUCUGCAGCCUGAGGUACAGGUACAGCACCCUACCUAUGCGCACGAAGUCGUAAACGAGAUGCCCGUACAUCAUGAAAUUCGCCGCAAAAAAGAGCCUAAGGUUGAAGCCCCGGUCCCUCAUCACAAGGAAAAGCGGAAAGUCACUGUCAAAGUCAUUCGCGACGAACCACAGAAGAAGGCAGCGGCCGCAGCAGCCGUAGCUGCGCGUCAAGAAUCUGUCAAACAACGCCAAGCCAUAAAACCAGGUAACCAUCUCUAUCGCGCACAUAUGACAUCGACUGCCACUCAGAUAGACACAGAAUAUAAUCAGUACACGGCAACGCAGGAUUACAUUCUGCGCGAGCAUGCCAAAGUAAACAUUCCUAAUGAGAAGACCGAGAACCCGGUAGUCAACAUGGCUGACAUUGAUGAUAUUUUCUCGGCGGGUAUUGCCAAGGUCAGGCAGGCCACAAAGCCACCCUCACCACAGCCGCCCACCAGCGGUGUGGCGGGUAGGCUCGCCAGCCGUAUCGACCGAAACAAUAAGGCUGCCGAGACUCACCAUCAUCAUCACGAACAGAGAACCUUUAAUCUGGACGAUAUCUUCUCAGCCGGCAUUGCGAGAGCCAAAUCUGGAAAUUCCGCUGCGGCAAGCACAACUGCAGCGGAGGACAGAGGUUCUAAGAUCACAAAUCGCGAGGUCGCAGAUUUUGGAACAGACGUAGUGGAACGAUGGAUGAGAAAAGAGCGCGAGCACAUAGACGCAUACAGAAACCUCACUAAAGAAGAAUGGGACGCCAAGUACGGAAAGACAAUGGACAGAGGAGAAUUCGAGCGCGAGCUCGAAACCACGUUCAACGAGUUUAACAAAAUGCAGGCGCUCAAACUCACAGAAGAUACUGAGCCAGCAGCACCCGAUCAUGCCAGCAGAGACUCGUCCAACAGCGAGGAUGAAUCAACUUCCUCGUCAUCUAGCGAUAGCGAAGAUGAGACCUCCUCGGACGUGACUCAGCUGCUUAAGGUCAUCAAAGAACGCGAAAAGAUCGCCAAGAAGAAGUCUAUCAAUGAAACUAUACGAGAUGAAGUUGCUGCGGAGAUCGAGCGUAAAUGGCGAGAAAAGAACAAGCAGAAAGAACGCAAGGCGAAGAAACGGGCUCGCAGAAAAAAGGAUAAGAAGGAGAAGAAGAAGAAGCACGGCCGUAAGAAACAUAAGAAGCGCUCCAGAAACAGCGACUCAGACUCCGAGGAUGAUCUGCCUACAAAGCUGCUUACUGAAGACGAGAUUAAGAAAGAGGUGAAAGAGGAACCUGAUAUCGCGCCCGAGGUAGCCGCCACUUUGGCUGUCGUUGGCGGCCGUACGGUGUUGUUUAAGAAUACACCGUCAGUCCGAAAAACUGGCAUUGCAAGACCAUACCCUCUAAAAUCUAAAACUCAAAUGAAAAUGUCUGGAGAAAUCGAGCAUCACGUGAGAAAAGUUACCUUCUCGGACAAAGUGCUUCUACACGAUAUAUCAGACAAAACUAUAGCAAAGAAGGUAGCAGCAGAAGCCAAGGCUAAAGCUAUGGCCGUUACUCCAGCAGCUAUAAUUACACAGUCAGUACUGAAGAACUCAACAGCAGGAUUGAAGACUGUGAAGACAGCGGUUAAAGCAGCUCCGGUGGCUGCUCAACCUGUUACUAAACUGGUUACUGCAAAAACAGCAACCGCUCUAUCUUCAAUUGUGACGACACAGGCAGCUACUGCAACGACAAAAACUGUGACUGCUGCAACUGUUAAAACUAAGGCUGCUGCAACUGCUCCGAAGGCAACUGCAGCUGUUGCUGUUGCUCCUACGAAACCAGUAGCUGAGAAAGCAGUAAAAACACCUGUAGAAUCUGCUGCUAAGUCAACAGUAACUAAUACGACGGAAGUAACAACGGUAACUUCUAUCAAAAUAGCCGAAGUAGCAGCACCGGUAGCUGCAAAAACAAACGAGCAACCCAAGGAUUCUGAAAGUGAAGUUCUUAAGAGCAUCGAAGAAGAAUGCAAGCAUAAUUUGGAAACCGCUGACCCAGCUAUCAAGAAAAUCGUAGGCAUCGAAGAAAAGACUGCUAGUCUUGAGUUGACCGAAACUGCCAGUGCUACCCCUGUUUCAGAUACUGUUGCAGAAGCAAACGCUGAAAGUAAAGAGGCGACAGAGAAAAAGGACGAAAGCGAAACUGCUAGUACACAGCCGCAUGAUCCAAAUAAGCCAAAGAAAUUAGACAUCAAAGCUUACAAAGCUCGAUUACUCGAGCGAAAAAAGAAGGAACAGGAAAAACUCAAGCAGAUUGAAAAUAAUCCUGUAUCUUUAACUCAUGAUCUCCUCAACAUUCCCACAAAGAAGCGUGUGAUCGAUAAACCACAACCAAUUACUACUAAUGACGUUGCAGCUAAACCCGAAAAAACAGCUGCUACUGCCAAAAGCAAUGUCAAACCAGCAAUAAAAUUGAGACGCACUAGUUUGCAGGAUGCUGCAAAAACUAAAGAGAAAUCCUCGAAAAAGCCCGCUGCCGAGGAUGCAGCCAAGGCGACGAACGUAGAGCCAUCGAGUCCCGAAAAGUGUGCUGCUGGUCAUUUGCAAGUAAAGUCGGAUAAAACAGUCUCGGAUAAAUCGAAAAAGAAGAAAAAAGUUUGUAAAGCAUGCGAAGCUGAUGGUCACAAAUUCAAGAAUAUUAAAUCUGAAGGCAGUAGGGAGAUGAAGCUAAAGUCGCCUAAGGAUAAGGACGAAAAAUCGACCGAUGCAAAUGCCGAUGCAGUCGCUACUGGCACUCAAGUAAAGACUGUAGCUGGCGAAAAAACAGCGAACAACAUCAAUGUUUUCGAGUCUAGAGAUCCACGAUUAACUCAUUCUCAUGCCGCCCAAGUUCUUGCGCCUAACGUCAGUCUUGUGGUGACAGAUGCAACAGCUUUGAUACCAGUUGACAGCAGCUGCAUCGAGACCGAAGUCGUCGAUACGCCAAUGGAAAUCGUAAACGAUGUUUUGGUAGCCGUGCCUGCAGAUGCAGCAGCGGUCGACCUUCUAGGGCCGAUACUUACCAGUGACGGAUUGCCUGAUACAGUUCCGGAUGAAGAAAUCAACAAGUACAUCGAUAUCGGCAUCGACGAGCUUGGUGGUACCGAUAACCCCUGCUCGUUGAAGGACCCGUUCUUCGAGAAUGCGACCAUAACUGAGGAGGACGAGCUCAAAACUGAUGGCAUAUUUACCGUCAAUGAGAUCGAACUAUCUAGCGAAUGCGCCGCUCUCGAAGUCGAGGCUAUUAACCCGAUUGACAGUGCACUGCAAGACGUGCUAACUGACGCAAUCGUGACCACAGGGCCAACCGCUGCGUUCGUCGACGUACCAGUAUUUAAUCCACCCGACGAAUCCUCGAACAAGUUGCCUUCUAAGAUUUUCGAUCUUGGAGAGACUUCGAGCAUGGAUGCUUCGUCUACUUCGAGUAUGAUGCAAGCAACUGUUUCGAAGAAGAGCAAUGUUUUGGGCGAGUCUGGGGAUGAAGUUAUCGACGAGGUUGACGGUGAAAGUUUAGACGUAAUGAUAAAGGACUUUGUUGACGUGAUCACGGAAGAAUUCAAGGAAAGGGAGGAAGCACGAAAAGCCCUUGAAAAAGAAAUGGAGGCAAAUAAAGAAAACAUAAACAAAAAUGAUGAACGCGAUGCUUCGACAAAUCACGAAGAUCUGGAUGAUACGAAAAUCAUGGACGAAAGUAUCGUUGGUGAAUCUGUGAAAGAUGACGUAGUAAAAAAUCUUGAAGUGGAAAGAUUAAUUGUAAAUAAUCGAGAAGAGAACAAAGCAAUUGUUGAAGAUAAUAAACCGGAAGCUGGAUUGAUGGAGCAAUCGAACGAACUGUCGAAUUUGUCAGAUGUAAAAACUAUAGAUGAAGUAGAGGGUUCUAAAUCUCGUGACGAUUUUGUGGGUGGUAUUGAUGGAUCUCAAAGCAAUAAUGAUAAUACCACUUUUCCUUCUACGGUUAUGCAUGAUUUUAGCAAUCUUGAAAAACAGUUGCUAAAGAAUGAAAAUCAAAUAGAAAUUUUGGCACCAACUAAAAGCGACAGCAUUGAGGCAUUUAUCGUGGAGGACAUUUCCCAAGAAUCAACAUCUUUGCCAGAACCACCGGUUAGUCAAGUGAUUACUACUGAAUCGGAGAGAAAUGAUACAAUGAAUCUUUUGCGUGAUCUACAAACUUAUCAAGGAAAAAGUGCAGACAAUACUCAAGAGGCACUCAGCGCUGAGCAAGCUAAUGAGCUGUUAGACUCUCUGAAAGUUGAUUCUACAGAUAACAAGAAAGACGAAUCCGUGCCUGAAAGUGUGCCAGUUAAUGUAGUGCCAGAGCCCGUGAAAAAAGUGUGCGAGCCGAUGUACGAAGAUAUUUCAAAUUCACCAAAUCCUCACUUAGAUUACGAAGUCUCUGAAAACUACAAAGAACCUCUAACUCAACCGAAAGAAACAAGUUCUCAUGAGCCACGCGAAUCAAAAGAAGAUUCAGGAAGCGUAUCAUCGGCAUUAGAACUGGACACGCACUACGAUGACCUUCUUAUUUGUAAACCGUCGCCUCGGCCUGUGACUGAACAAAAGCCCGAGCAAGAACUGGAAUCUCCACUCUCUCCGGAGCCGGAAGAAACCAUACAACCCGAUGACAUCCAAGACAUCGAGAGCCUGCUGAAACGUCCUUCCCCACCCGAGUUCGACAACGAGGACCUGCUCUACCACGAGAACAAUCCCUCGCCAACACCGAACUCGGACGAAGAGAACGACCGCAUUCUGAAAAAUCCUUCGCCACCACCGGCUGCCGAAGAUAUCAAUACAAAGGAAUUCGAGGAGAACAAAGAAAUAGCGCCAAUCGAAGAGCUAGUGCCGAUUCUCGAAGUUUUUGGCGACCCGAAACCCGAGGAAAUACCCGAGUUGCUGGCUUCCGAGGCCGACAUGCUGGAGCAAGAAGUCCCGAUCGCUGUCGAUCUCAACGACCCGAUCGAAAAGUCUCUUCUUCUGCUCGACUCAGACGCCAAGCCAGACAUUAUCGACGUGACAUCGAGCAAACACGUGGUCGGCGUUGCCGCCGAAACUUUCGAACAAGCCGGUAAGUCAGAGAGCGCGGCUACCGACGGCGCGCAGCCUAUCACAAGUUCGCUGGCCGUUGGAAUGGCAACAAUUACGUCUCCGCGGGCUCGGCCCACCAUGAUCUCUGAAACAAUUUUAAAAACUCCCAUUACGAUCAUACACGUGCACAAAGACGGCAGCAAGAAGCUCAACCUGGUCGAGAUGCCGAGUUCCCUGGUGACGAGCGUCAACGCCGAAGCGAAACAAUUGCUGAGCGCCAACGAGAAGGAAACGACAUCGACUCCUGAGGUCGAAACCGCCUGUGUCGAAGACAAAGUGCACUCUAACGUUUUUGCGGAAACAGAGCGCGGACGGGAGUACAGACCUGCAAAAAGUGUAAAUAAGAUCAGUGAUAGCGCGCCAGCGACGAUGGCGGGUCACGUGGAGGACAAAGUUUCGCCGGCUGCUCCAAGCGACAGCGGUGCGUCGAAGACGAAGGAAAUUCGCACCGACUCCAAAGUUGAGGUAAUCGCCGCGAGUGACGAUGUUGCGGCUAGCGUCGAGAAAAGCGAGGAGAAUAUCGCCGAAACUGUGGAACAUAAGGACGAGAACGAGGCGCCAGUGGAGGACGAAAUGUCGAAGACGAGUCCUACCAAGGUCACAGUCGAGUCCGAAAAGCAGGAGCCCUUUGUUCUGUUGGAAAAGUCCGAUAACGUCGAGCACAUGGUGAGCGAGAUGAAAAAACGCGAUCCUGAUAAGAAACUACAUAAGAUACACAAGAAACAAAAGACAAAGCACAAGCAUGCUCCGGCUCAGAUUCCAACUACGAUGGGCUUAGCAAACCUCAUGAAUAUGAACAUUGUCAAUCCAAGUCCAUUGAACACGGCUGACAGUGUGACCGCAAGACUGAUUGAAAUCGAUAGGAUUAUGAUGUGUCUGUUAAAUGAAAAGAUGACUCUGUAUCAAAGAAUGCAAACUGAAGGCUUUGAUUCGGGCAGUAAUAAGGAUGGUAACGAGCCCAAGUAUUCGGCGGCAAAUGUUAUGCAAUCACAAAUGAUGAUGAUGAAUCCACUGGCUGGGCCAUCCAGCAUGGGAUCAGCUUUUAGUUCUUUUCUGACUCCCAUGAUGCCAAACUUGAUAACUAGCCCUCUGUAUGUACAUGGAAAGAAGCCCUCGAACGAUGCUUCUGAAGAUGACACCAGCACUAGCAAUCAAGAAGAAAAAACUCCGGAGAAAGUCCACAGUCGUCACAAGAAAACUAGUGUGAGCGAACAGGAAACAGAUAAGUCUGAACAUAAUCGUGAAAGUAGAAAGAAGGAUAAAAAAAGUAAAGACAAGAAAAAGAAAAGAAAGAAGUCCAAGGAUCGAUCCAGCAGCAGUCACAGGCACUCAGCUUCAAGAGAACAGUCUACAGAAAAAUCAAAAUCACCUCACAAAGUGACACCUGAAAGCAAGGCUGUUAAACUGCAUAAAGAGUCUGCUGAGCAGAUCAAGGUAUUAAACAAAAGUAGUAAAGAAAGCAGUGCUAUUAAAACUAUUUCACGGCCAAAAAGUAGACUUCAAAAGGCUUCGAAAGAUUCUUCUAACGAAUCUGAAUCUGACAUUAAUCCAGAACAUCUGUCUAAGUCUGAGACUGUAUCUAACAAAUCGGGUAAAGAUUCUGAUGCUAAAACAAGCCACAAAAAGAAAUCAACCGCAGCUGAAUCCAAUCAAUAUUCUCCAACUAGAAAGGAUAAAUGUGCAAAACAUAAACCAUCAACUAAAUCAGAUAAAGAUGAUGAGAAAGUCAUUUCAAAAGAUUCAUCUGAUGAUUCUGAUGUUGAUUUAGCAACUAAAUUAAAAUUGAAUAUGAAACAAACAGCUCGUCCUAAGAGUAGAGCUAGUAAAAUUUCUAAAGAAUCUUCUGACAGUGAAGAAGACCAAAAGCAAAAAUCAAAUACAGAACCUGUACGACCUAAAAGUAGAAUAGGCAAAAUGAAUAAAUCCAAAACUAAUAAAAGCAAAGAAAUUUUGGAUUCCGAUGAUAAUUCUGAUGAUGACAACCGACGAAAACGUAGUCCUAGUCCUAAGAAGAUUGCACGACCAAAAAGUAGAGCGGGUAAACUUUCAAAAGAAUCAGUUGAUAGUGAUGAUGACGAUAAGAGAAAAUCUGACUCUGAAUCUGUAUCUAGUCGUGGAAAAACAGAAACUAAGUCUUCUCAAAGGCCAAAAAGCAGGAUUGGUAAAACCAUCAGAAGCAAAUCAACAGAAAAAUCAAAGUCUGCAAAAGUUAAAGAUAGUGAUGCUGAAAUGGAAAGUGAAUCAAUACAAAGACCAAAAAGUCGAGCCAGUAAAUUUUCUAAAGGAUUGUUGGAUAGUGAGGAUGAUGAUAAAAAGAAGUCCGACUCUGAAUCUGUAUCUAGUCGAGGCAAAUAUGAAUCAUCUAAAAAACCAAAAGGCAGAAUUGGAAAAAUGGUUAAAAGUAAAUCACCAGAGAAAUCUUCAAAGUCUAUAAUAGAUAAAGAUAGUGAUACUGAAGAUAAUAGUAAUACACGCAAUACUAGUCCUAAACUAGCCCAUAGGCCAAAAAGUAGAAUGGGUAAAUUUUCAGAAGGAUUGAUUGAUAGUGAUAAUGAUGAUGACAAAAAGUCUGAUUCUGAAUCUCUAUCUAGUCGCAGCAAAACGGAAAUUGAAUCUGCUAAAAGACCAAAAAGCAGAAUUGGUAAAAUCAUCAAAAGUAAAUCACCUGAAAAAUCUUCCAAGACGUUAAAAGUUAAAGACAGUGAUUCUGAAAUGGAAAAUGAACCAGUGCAGAGACCAAAAAGCAGAGCAGGUAAAUUUUCAAAAGGAUCGUUGGAUAGUGGAGAUGAACAUAAAAAAGAAAUUGAGGUUUCUCGUCGACCCAAAAGUAGAGUAGGCGAAAUGAUUGCAAAACACGAAACUACGAACAAAUCUGAUAAAGAAUUGGGUAAAAAAUCAGAUGAUGAAUUAAAGACAGAUGCUAGUACGCGUAAACAUAGCGUUAGUCCUAAACGACCGUCUCGGCCAAAAAGUCGAAUGGAUAAAUCCUCCAGGGACUCUUCAACCAGUGUCGAGGAUGAACAAAAGAAGAAAUCAAAGAGUAGAUCCCCAGAGAAAUUGUCCCAGGGAGUCCAGCAAAAGUCACCUCAGAAAAGGCAGGAAGACGCUCUUAAUGAGGUCUCUGAAAUUAGCAAAGACUUUACUGUUGAUGGUGAUUCUGAAGUUGAGGGUAUUACACGAUCUCGUACGACCAGUCCUAAACCAAUUUCUCGCACGAAAAGUCGAGUUGGUAAAGAUCUGAAAGAAAAAUCGGGAAGUGAUGAUGAUUCUAUAAAAAAAUCCAAGGAUAAAUCAGUUGAUGUGACUAUCAAACUAUCCAGUAAAAUAGAAAAAGAUACUAAAAACGAAAUCGAAGAUUCGGAAGAUGACUUAGAAGUAUGUAAAAUUACAGACAAACAAGAUACGAUUUUAUCAACAGAAUCUCGCACUAAAAGUCGUGCUGGUAAAGGCGUUAAAAGUGUCGAUAAGAAAAAAGAUACUGCUGACGGUGCUCAAGAACCUGUUUCUCGACCAAAGAGUAGAGCAGCUAAAGCAAUGAAAACUGAUGAACUCAAAAAAGAGCCUGUCCAACGUCCUAAGAGCAGAGCAAAACAGGCACUUAAAACCAAAUCAGCAGCCACUGAUGCAAUUAAAUCCAUUGUAGAAUCAAAACCAAAUUCCGAGACUGCUGUGCGAAGUGAUACAGAAAAAGUGAAAGAUGGACAAAAAUCUAUUAUCUAUUCAGAUGAUAGUACUAUGGACGUAUUCGAUCAAACAUCAACUCAAACCAAAACGUCGGGUAAAGGUUUGGCACUUCUAGAAGAGUCACUUAAAAAAGAAUCCAAGAUGAAGAAACAAUCACUAAAGUUUAUAUUAAACCCGCAAGAUCCAGCAGAGGAAUCAGAGCUAUCUUCACUUGAUGAUGAAGAAGAAGAUGAAUCAAUAGUACGAACGUCCAAAACUAAAUCGAAAACUAAGGUUUCAGAAGAAAUCUUGAAGCAUGUUGAUGAGGCUAUUGAUGCUGUUGUUAUGCGCAUUAGAAAUGAAUUGCUCACACCGCAGAAUGAUAAAAACGAAGUUGUAACAAAUGAGAAAGCAAACAAUGAUAAAAAAGCUGAUUUAACAUCUGAUAAGUCCAGUGAAGUCACUUCCGAAAAGAAGAAAGACGUUUCAAAGUUAGAUGAUUUGUCGGAAGAAGAAUUAGAUUAUGAAGCCAUGGGAACGGACGAACUGGAGUCUGAAAAACCUGUAAUUGAAAGUAACAAACCAGAAUCAGUCACAAAAAUAUCAAAUGACAAAGAUUUGAAAUUAUCUGAAAAAGAUUCAGCAAAGAAAACACUAAACGAAAAAGAACUUCCAACUGAAGAAUUGCAAGAACACAAUGAUGAUAAAUCUAUAGCUGGAGAAGAUGUACCUGAAUUCGACGAUUCUUUUACUUACGAAGGUUCGCCAUACGUUGUUUUAGACAAGAUCGAAGAUACCGGUGAAAAUGAACUCCCUCCAGAAGAAAAUGUCUGCAAAGAAGAUGUAGUUACAGCGCCAUUCACUUAUGAAGGCAUGCCAUUACCAAAGGAGGUUGUAGACAGCUGCAGUUCCUCUGUGGGAAGCGCUUCGCCAUUAGUUGUUGACGCACCUUUAGAAACUAACAAAGAACAUGAAUCAAAAAAGCAUGUUGAUAAAGAAACGAAAAAAGAAGAUAUUGACCAAAGUCAAGUAGACAUAGUUCACACAAAUAAAAUUGAAAAAGAUGUCGAUAAUAAUGUUAGUGCCAUACAGAAUGAUGCUGAUAAAGUGAUCUCAGAUGAGGAAUCUGAAAUCGACGUAAUAACGGACAACAGCAGUAAACCUACUGAAAAAUCUGAUAUUAUUCGUAAAGACAAUGAAGCAGAAGAAACAGGGGAUGAGAUAGAAAUUACAGAUUCUGAAAAAUCUAAAAAAUCAACUGAACAAGAAACAGCCAAAUCUUCUUCUCAAAAAAAUGCAAAGAGAACUCGUAAAGAAUCUACCGAUACAUCAGAGUCAUUUGAGAAACCCCAAAAGGUAAAAGGCAAAAAAUCUAUUGAAGAUAAUGAUAAACAGUCCAAGAAAUUAAUAAAGUCUAAAGAGUCCAUCAACGAUAGCGCAUCUGAGGAAUCAUCAAAAUUGAAAGAAGUUGACAGUCAGUCUGAUCUGUCUGACGAGGAAGAGGAGAAUUCCGAAAAAACGACUAAGGUUGGAAGAGGUAGAAAACGGAAGAGAUCUAAUGAAGAGAAGCGGCCCUUAAUAACAAGAAAAAGACAUUCUCGAAAUGUAGACGGAAAGGAAUCUGCACCGAAACGUAAAGGUCGUCCUCCAAAAAUUAUCGAGGAAGAAAAAUCCGACGAUGAAGUUCCUGUACAGAAGAAGAUUCGAGGUAGACAAUCUACUAAAAAUCGACAAAUUGAAAUGCAGAAUAAACGAAACGCAAAGAGAAAACGAUCAAUAACGGAUGAAGAAAUGAGAUCAUGUAAAGUUCGUAUUGUAGACUGUAAAUAUACUUUGCUUCGUUGCAAUGUUAAUCCGAGUGUUUUGCGUAAAGAGGGUAUAUCAAAGAUCAGAAACUUGAAAUCGGCUCUUUCAGGCAGUAAAAAUCUUAAACAUAAAGAAUCCAAGGCAGAAAUUUUGAAGCAAGAAAUCGGUGUCGAUCUUGAAAUAGAAGCUAGUGUAGAGAGUAAAAAGAAGAAUGCGAAACCCAUUGUCAAACCAAUUGAAGAAGAAAUAGAGAGAGAAAUUCCUAAAGAUUCUCCAAAAAGAGAAACUAGCGUUGAGAGUUUGAAAAAGAAAGAGAAAAAACAACGUUCUAAACAAAAAAUGGAUGUAACUGAAUCUAAACAGAAAAGCUUGCAACGUAACUCGAAAGAAAUGGAAACUUCAGAUGAUAACGAAGAAGAAGAUAAAGAAUCGCAUUCAACAAAAGCUGACGAGAAAGAAAUACAGUCCACAACCACACCACUCAAUAUCGGAGGCAAUUAUAAGAUCGAGGAAAUUACAAUAGAUGAUAAAGAAACAACAAGUUCUUCUGAACCGAUUGACAACGAAGACAUCGUAGAAAUCCCAGUUUCUAAUGACGAAGUUAUAGAAAUACCAAAAGACGAAUUAACCAAAAAAGUCCGAUCAAAAGAGAUCACAUCUUCUGACAGCACCCAUUCCAUUUCAAAUACUUCUGCCGAAGAAAAGAAAAGUGCAACUCUGCGAGAAAAUGAGUCUUUAAUGGCAAGUGCCCAAGUAGUAGUGCAAAAAAUGGUCAUGUCCAAAAAAAUAUCCAGCAGCGAGACCGAAAAACCCAGUUCAAGUGUUGAGGCAGAGGAAAACAAACCGAAGAGGACUUCUUACACCAAUCACAAGGGUCCAAUCUUGAAUAUUAAGGUUUUUGAAGACACAUUUUUGGCGGCGAGUGAAGAUGGAUCGGUUUAUCGCUAUGAAAUUGCCACCAAUACUCUAUUAAACAUCUUCAGAGGUCAUUCUGCUCCUGUGACAUGUCUUUGUAUAGCACGUUUCGAUGCUGGCGAUACUAAGAAAGAGCUGCUUUACUCUGGAUCAUUAGACAGUAGUCUUCGCUGCUACAAUAUAAGGACUAGUUUAGAAAUGCAAGUAAGCGAGGUAGGAAGCGCGGUUCAGUGUAUGGACCAAUCUUGGGGUACAAUUUUUAUAGGCACCAAAUCUGGAAGUAUAUCACGUUUUAAUAUAAAGUCUGGCUAUCUAAAACCAGAUUCCAUUCAGUGUUCGGAGAAGUCCGUAAUGGCUCUAAAAGCGACCAACGAAGGCGCGAGACGAGUGCUUAUAGUAGCUUCUCGUAAUCAAAAAUUAACUAUCAGAGACGCUGUUACGGGACUCGUUUUACGUACAAUAAGCGGACAGAAAAACUACACUAUUUACAGUCUUUUGAGGGAUCACAGUUUAAUUUAUUGUGGAACCAGUAGUGUAUCAAUUCCAGUUUUUGACUUUAUUAGUGGAGAACAAUUAGUACAAUAUAAUGCAAGCGUCGGUAUUGUGUGUAUGUGCUUGACGAAAAAACUUCUUUUUGCUGGAUGUUACGAUGGCAAUAUUUACGUGUUUGACACGAGGACUCACAAUCUUGUGUGCAGUAUACCCGGACCUGGAAAUAUGUUACUCAGUAUGGAACUUGUUGACAGAAAAAUUAUUGCAGGAAGCAAAGACAAAAAUUUACAUGUAUGGGAUAUGCCGGAACAGGUACAGGAACUGCUGGAUGAACAGUUGUAACGAAGAUAUCGCAGACAGUGAAUCUAGUCAUCUAAAAACUCUUCACAAAAAAAUCAGUGGAAGAGAAAUUUUAAUCCAGCAUCAACUGUGGCAAGAAGUAAAACUACUGCCGCAUGUCGUAUAGCUCGCAAAAUAGCGGCAUUAAACAGAAGUGGUUUUCCAUGAGUAAAAAUAAAUGUGUAUAAAAAAAGAAAAACAUGAAUAUAACAAAAGGCAAGGAAUUAAUCGAAACCGAUAUUAUAAAAAUGUAAAUAAUAACGCACCAUAGUGAUAAACAAAAAACAUGUACAGAGCAAAGUGUACAGAUAGGGAUCGGGAGGACGAAUCAUACUUUAAAGCAGUGGCGUAAACUAUACAGUACGCAUCUCGAGGUGCCCUUAAUUCUAGCCAAUGUAACUUUAGCAGCGAUAAAAUGUAAUCUUAAUCUAUAGAUUUAAUUAAUCGAGUUUAGAAAUGUUUUUUCCUUUUACACUUUAUCAAAUACGAGGAUCUGCACAGCGAUCGCGGAACUGCGACUUGGUUCUCUCGAAAUCGGAUCCAAGCGUAGGAAUGAGACUGAAGCGAUCCAUACAAUGCAAAGUAACUGGCAGAUCCUCGGUACGCGAUAAAUCGAAAGAACGGGCGAUGUUACUAGGCCGUAAAAACGACGUUUUUAUAAAUGUCACUUUACUACUAAAAAAGCUUUAUAUAAGUUCUUUGUUAAUACUUCGAUUCAUAAAUAAAACAAGAAAAAGAAAUACCAAGUAAUUUGGCAGCGAUCAAUGAUGUCGACUUGAAUAUACAUAGUUAGUGGGUAUGUUUAAAAUUUGUCGUUUCCAUUUACACUGUUUAUUUCAUAAUAAAAAGUAACGUUUUUCGCUUCGACGUUGCGAACAACGUUAAUAAUAAUAAUGGAAAAAAUUUGGCUUUGCAUGAACUACAGCAAAGUACGAGUUUUGUAGUUUGCAAACAAUCAAUUUCGUCAAGAUGCAAUGACGGCAUAAUAUGUGUAUCCGAAUUUUAUACAGUUUAAAAAAGUAGAAAAAGAGGCACAUUGUAGAUGUGAAAUGACGACUUGUACCAUUUGCUCGUGCAUUGUUGUAUUUUAUAUAAUGUAGUCGUUUAACUACAUUAUUUCAGAACAUGUAAAAAAGAUAAGCUAAAUAAAGCAAAGUGAUUUGUUUUUUUUUUA
Messenger RNA from Nasonia vitripennis (jewel wasp), 17806 nucleotides. RefSeq names its product titin. Gene Ontology annotation, cellular component: membrane; cytosol. Bases 1135 to 16635 code for a protein of 5166 amino acids. The transcript has 18 exons. Gene Ontology annotation, molecular function: RNA binding; SH3 domain binding. Lineage: Eukaryota; Metazoa; Arthropoda; Insecta; Hymenoptera; Pteromalidae. The record is from RefSeq and is a predicted model, not a curated record.